Quercus robur (English oak) is the source of this 1064-nucleotide messenger RNA. RefSeq names its product cytochrome c oxidase subunit 6b-1. The record is from RefSeq and is a predicted model, not a curated record. Bases 127 to 726 code for a protein of 199 amino acids. The transcript is spliced from 5 exons. Gene Ontology annotation, cellular component: mitochondrion; respiratory chain complex IV. NCBI's taxonomy places the organism in Eukaryota, Viridiplantae, Streptophyta, Magnoliopsida, Fagales, Fagaceae.
UUGUGUCAUCCCAACCUAACGCACACACAGACACACAUUUUUUUCAUUUCAUUCACAGCUUUGGCCGCCUCUUAGACCUGAGCUAACUGUGUUGAUACCAGUCGUAGAUCGCCUUCUCUUCCAUCAAUGGCGGAGCCUCAAAGCGACAAAACCCCAACUCUGUCAGAGCACUACCAUUUAAAAGAGAAGGAGAAGCCAGAUGUGGGUACUAAAUCUGUGGAAGUAAAAGAGGUUGAGAAGCCAGUAAAUGCUGCCUCUGAUGAAGUCGUAUCUGAGAAAGCUGAAGGUUCACCUGCUGCUGCUGAAGAAAGCACUGAAGUUACCCCAGUUGCCACUGAAGAAAGCAGUGAAGUUAACCCUGCUGUUGGGGAGAGCACUGAAGCCAAUUCUGCUGCUGUUGAAAACAACACCGAAACUGCUCCAGCUGCUACCGAAGCAAGCAGUGAAAAUUCUGAAGAGGAGAAUGCUGGUGAACAAGAAGCUGUUGAAGAGACACCAGAGAUUAAGCUUGAAACAGCACCUGCAGAUUUCCGCUUCCCAACUACAAAUCAAACAAGGCAUUGCUUUACUCGAUAUAUUGAGUAUCAUCGGUGCAUAGCUGCAAAGGGGGAAGGCGCCCCAGAGUGUGAUAAGUUUUCAAAAUAUUAUCGUGCACUUUGCCCGGGUGAAUGGGUUGACAGAUGGAAUGAGCAAAGGGAGAACGGAACCUUUCCAGGUCCUCUGUAGUUGAUGUGUUGAAAUUUCUAAUAAAUUCGAGAUAUGAAUUUUUUUAAUGAGAUAUGGAUCCUAAGGGAAUGUCCCAUUAAAACAGUGAGUUAAUAAGAAAUUUUCCUUACUUGUUGGAACUGUUUCCGGUUCAAAUACAGAGAAAUUGUUGCUCAUGAACAAAGUUAUUGUUUUAUUAUUACUGAGGCAUUUUUCCAUCUUAUAUAUCUGCUUUAACUGUUCUGUAGCAGUUAGAGGUUAGUGACUGGAACUCAAAAAUAAGUAUGUAGAAUUUACCCUCGGGGGUAUUUUGUACGGCUAUACCUAUCACAUAAUAAAUCAUAUUGUUUCUUAAUGAA